CUCAGCAAACAAGUUUUCGACAGUCACAACCAGUUACAAGUAUCCAUUUUCGUUCAUAUUAAUUAGCUAGCUAGUUCUCCAAGGGAAAAAAUGGCUGAAGCCAAAUCUGCUACUGUCACUGAUCAGAUCGACAUCAACUCAAUACAACCAGUGGCGCCGGCUGACCCUCACGUGGUCGGGAUCGGACAAUUUGUAGUGGAAAAAUUUCACCACGGCAAGCUGCUUUUCAUCGCCGUGAUUGGCGGAUUCACUUGGAAUUGUGAAGGAGGCAAGUACUACGCACUUAUCAUUCAAAAUCAGGAUUAUGAGGGCGCCACAUUUAUCCAUAAAGCACUCGUUGUUGAGGCCAAAGGUGAAACGAAACUCCUCUGGCACAGGAAUUAAUCAAGCACUACUAUUGAUCAGCUGAGGAUAAACGACUUUCUUUGGGUACUUAAAUUAUCUAGUGUCUAUGGUGUGGGUUUUCAGUUUAUGCAUGGAUGAUGUACUGCUGCCAUGCAGACAUCUUUCCACUGUUGUACUAGUAUGUUAAAUAAGGUGCACUUAUACCAACAAAAUGCACCAUUCCGUCUAUUUUUUUAAUUUGUAUCCUUGUAAUAACAUGCAAAAGAUGCACUUUUACGAACAAAAAUGUACCAUUAAAUGAAUAAAAACAAUCGUCUGUUUUUGAGUUUUAUCUGUA
This is a messenger RNA of Coffea eugenioides, 682 nucleotides long. RefSeq lists its product as uncharacterized. The transcript is spliced from 2 exons. The coding region runs from base 91 to 384 and encodes 97 amino acids. The record is from RefSeq and is a predicted model, not a curated record. Lineage: Eukaryota; Viridiplantae; Streptophyta; Magnoliopsida; Gentianales; Rubiaceae.